GGAGCUUCAUUCAUGACAUCAGAGUGGUGUGGGAGGAGCUUCAUGCAUGACAUCACAGUGGUGUGGGAGGAGCUUCAUGCAUGACAUCAUCGUGGUGUGGGAGGAGCUUCAGGUGUUCAUUAAUCCUCUGAUCCGUCUUCAGGUGACCCUCUGUGACCCAGAUCACCUGGACACAGUCUGCAAGGCCACAGUGAGGCGCCUUCUUCUCGUCGUCGUUGUUGUUGUUGUUGUUGUUCUCCGUCUUGUUGUUGAGGUUGUUCUCCUUUUAAAGUCACAAAUGUCCUGCUGAUGUUUACUGAAUUCACAUUUGAACAUCUGGAGGAGCAGUGCAUUGUGGGAUGUGGAGGAGCAGUGCAUUGUGGGAUGUGGAGGAUUAUUGAUGAUGAUGUGUGUUUCUCAGUCUGACCACCAGGUGGAGGAGCUGUGUUCUGCUCUGGUUGCUCAGAGUCCAGAGGACAGAGUCCGCCUCCUGCAGCGACACACGGGUCCAAUCGGAUCCUCCGCCUGACGUGGAGCAGGUGAAGGUGGAGCUGGUGGUAAUGACGGAGCGAGAGGAGGCGGAGGAGACUGCGAUUGGUCAGAGCGAGGCGUCCAAUGAGAAGUCGGCAGUGGGCGAAUGUCCAGUCACAGCCGACCAAUCGGAGCGAGGCGGCUCUGAGGUCACGUCGAACACUCUGAACAGCAUUUCCCACAAUUCUCAGCGGGUCGCUCACAAAUGUCCUCAGUGUGGGAAAUGUUUCAUCUACCGCUCUCAGGGCUGUUACGAACUGCUAACGUCCUCCAUGCAGAAGAACCUGGGAGUCAUCGCGGGAGUCACGUUCAGCAUCGCCUUCUCUCAGCUCAUAGGGACGUCUCUGGCCUGCUGUCUGUCUCGUCUCAUCAGCAGCAACCAGUACGAGAUGGUGUGAGACAGGUGCAAGAGUUCCUCGUGACCGCGGAGCCGAUCAAUAAUCAAUCCCUCGAUCCACGUGUUCAUGAGGCAGCAGCUGACGAUGAAGAUGAAGAUGAAGCUGUCUCACAUGUGGGAGGAAAAUAAAGUAA
This is a messenger RNA of Pseudoliparis swirei, 1041 nucleotides long. RefSeq names its product tetraspanin-7-like. NCBI's taxonomy places the organism in Eukaryota, Metazoa, Chordata, Actinopteri, Perciformes, Liparidae. Bases 540 to 908 code for a protein of 122 amino acids. The record is from RefSeq and is a predicted model, not a curated record. The transcript is spliced from 6 exons.